Messenger RNA from Tetrahymena thermophila SB210, 1065 nucleotides. Its product is annotated as kinase domain protein. Gene Ontology annotation, molecular function: GTPase activator activity; small GTPase binding. Gene Ontology annotation, biological process: activation of GTPase activity; nucleocytoplasmic transport. Gene Ontology annotation, cellular component: cytosol; perinuclear region of cytoplasm; nucleus. NCBI's taxonomy places the organism in Eukaryota, Ciliophora, Oligohymenophorea, Hymenostomatida, Tetrahymenidae. The transcript has 12 exons. The record is from RefSeq and is a predicted model, not a curated record.
AUGAAAAGCCAAGAAAAUUACAUUUAUGAAGAUUAGUAAUAAAGCUAAUAAGAUGAUAAAAGUAUAAAUCUAGCGUUUAAAAAAUAUCAAAAGAAAGGCGCAACAAAUCCAUGGAAGAUCAUAAUGUAUUAUAAGAGUAAUUGCAUAACAGACUAUGGUAUAGAGAUUAUGAAGAAAUACAUUUAUGAAAAUGAAAAGCUCUCUCUUUUAAUUUUAGAUUUUGAGGAAAAUAAAAUUACUUAGACAGGAUUAAAAAUGUUGUUAUAGCUUCCAAAGCACUUAAAAAAUCUUAAGAGAUACUUCCUAUCUUUAAAAUCAAAUAAAUUCGAAUUUGGCAAACUAUGUUCAAACUCUAAUGACUAGUAAAAAUAAUUUAAUAAUGAUUAAAAAACUAAUCUUUAAGCUCUACAGUUUGAUUUUAGCUAGAAUAAGCUUGAUACUAAAUCAAUUAAAUAUGUUUGUUAGUUAAUUAAAAGCUCUCCUUAACUAAAAGAAAUCUCUCUAAGCAUGGAAGAUACAGAUUUAUCGUAUUAGAAGACUGAUGUUUUUAAAAAUGAAGUUUUUUUUCCUUAGUAAUUAGAAAUAAUUGAGCUAAUAUUUGGUUUAAAUAAUUUGACAGGAGAUGGAAUAUAAAAUAUAUGUAACCCUUUUAAGGCAUGUUAAGAAUUAAAAUAAAUACAUUUAGAUCUACAUCACAAUAUAAUUGGUGAUGAUGGAAUAAGAUACUUAUUUUCCUACUUAUCAUAACUUUAAAAUCUUUCUUAGCUCAAAGUUAACUUAGAAAAUAAUAUGAUCACAAAUAGAGGAGCUAAUAUUAUUGGAAAACUUUUAGAAGAACAAAGUAGUUUAUUACAUGUUGAUAUAAUUUUGAGGAAUAACUUGAUAGAUUAUAGUGGUGCUAAGAUUUUGAGCAAAUCAAUCAAAUUAAAUAAAAAAAUAAGAUUUAUAUAAUUAAACCUAAGUGACUUCAACAUAAGUAAGCAGGAGAAAAUAUAAUUAUCAAUGCUGAUUUCAAAAUCUCAAAGACUUAUUUAUUCCCCAAAAAUAUUUUUACAAUACAUUUGA